This is a messenger RNA of Cucurbita maxima (winter squash), 2467 nucleotides long. RefSeq names its product E3 ubiquitin-protein ligase At4g11680-like. The coding region runs from base 1002 to 2030 and encodes 342 amino acids. The transcript has 3 exons. The record is from RefSeq and is a predicted model, not a curated record. Lineage: Eukaryota; Viridiplantae; Streptophyta; Magnoliopsida; Cucurbitales; Cucurbitaceae.
CAAAAAACAAAAAAUGGGUCUUUCUCAGCCCCAUGUCCCUGAUGUUGAUGUCUUCUAAUAGAUUGAAUAACAGUCAGGGGAAGAACAAAUGAAGAACAAUUCGCUGUGUUCUUGUUUGUUAGGGAUUGCGUUUUGGAUUAGCCCUCCACGUUGAAAUCAAAUGAGGGCGGCCCACUCGGAGCUUCCCCUCUGUUCAUCAAUGGCGUGUGCCCAAUCACCAUUCCUUCUCUUUGUUUUAAAUAUCCAUCUCUGAGGGCCACUCCGCCCGACACCCCCUCCUUCAAUCUUGCUAGUUGGAUUUGGUGGCCAUCCAUUCACCCUCUUGAAAAACACUUCAGAAAACCCAUGUGGGGUUUUGUUUUGAAGAUAAACGGUUGAUUUUGAUUAUCUCAUCUUCUUUAUUUUGAGCUUUUUGUUAUGUUUUUGAAGUUAGGCCAACGAUUUUGGCGUGUUUCUGAACUGUUUGAUUAUUGAUUUCACUUGUAAUCAAAGUUAGGAAAUCUUCUUGGGUUUUACUCGUAAAUUUCUUGAAUUUCUGGUGACCCUCUGCGACCCACUUCACCUUCCUGUUUUCUUCUUUUCCAACCAUUUUUGUUGCUCUUUUUGCUUCUAUAUACGCUUUGCUACCAAUUCUUUGUUGGUUAUGAGAUGCGCUUUAAAGGGUUCUUACUGAAUUGGCAGUUUUGGGCUUGCCCGGCAGGUGUUUGAUGUUUUGCCUCAAUGAAUAUUUGAAGUUUGGAUAUGAGAAUUUCAUGAGUUCGAAUUGUUUGCUUUUGUCCCAAAGUGGGUUCCGUUUCUCUUUUAAUCAUUAGGAGCAAAACUUGUGUGAUUUUGGUCGUCUUUGUGCUAGAACUGGCCCUUCAGUCUUAGUUAUCCUUUCAUGAGAACUAUUCCCUGUUCUUCUGUGUUCAUGUUUCCAAAACUUUCCAUGUUCGUGUAGCUUGUUGUCUUGUUCUUGAUAAGGAGCCUGGUUGGUUCUAGUUUGAAAGGGUUGUUUUGCAAUGAUUCAUUCUGGUUUCUUCCUUUCGGGUCCAUCGCUUAAUUCUGAUGCUACUACGUCUUUCAUAUCGAUUCCGGUGUCUGGAGGAGAUGGCGCUACGGCGUUGGAUGCCAUCCCCCCUUCUUUCUGGGUUAAAACAGCCAUGAAAGUAUCUAGAGCCAGAUGGUUUAUUUUCUUGAGAAGAGUUUUCCAUUACCAAAACGGAUCGAGAUCUGAUCUCGGGCCAAAUCCUUUUGAUUCGGGUUCGUGGAUGGUGAUGGAACUUGUAGCUCUGUUAUUUCAGCUAAUCAUCUCAGUGAUUACUCUUGCCAUUUCACAGAUUGAGAGGCCAGUUUGGCCUAUGAGAUUGUGGAUAGGUGGUUAUGAUCUUGGCUGUGUUCUUAGCUUAUUGGUUCUCUAUGGCCGCCAUCGGUAUCGUUAUCGUUAUCGAAUCCAGGGAGAUGGGAACAGUAUUUCGGAUAUCGAACACGAACAGCAGAGGAGUAAUGAAUCAUCAAGGUACUCACAUUUGAUGAACAAAUGUCGCACGUCUCUUGAUCUUUUCUUCGCGAUAUGGUUCGUAAUGGGAAAUCUUUGGGUCCUCGAUUCUCGCUUCGCCUCGUUCGAAAGAGCUCCCAAGCUACAUCUACUAUGCAGCUUCCUGCUAGUUUGGAAUAUCAUCUGCUACUCUUUCCCAUUCAUUCUGUUUCUGCUGCUUUGUUGCUGUGUGCCAUUGAUUAGUAGCCUUAUAGGAUAUAACAUUAACAUGGGAUCAACCGAAAAAGGAGCGUUGGACGAUCAAAUCUCCCAGCUACCUUACUGGAGAUACCAAGCAGUCCACGCCGACAUCAACCCCAAAAGUCGACCCGAUAACAGCCAUACGGGACUUCCAAAAGACGACCCAGAAUGUUGCAUUUGCCUUGCUAAGUACAUAGACAAGGAAGAAGUGAGACAGUUGCCUUGUUCCCAUGUGUUUCAUCUCAAGUGUGUAGAUAAGUGGCUUGCUAUUGCAUCUUCAUGCCCUCUCUGUAAGCAACAACUUCAGAGAUAAGAGAGCCAAGAAAGCAGCCGUUGAUGAAAUUCGGGGGAAAAAUGGAACCGGUCACUAUAUUGGGGGCGAGACAUGACCUUGACCACGACUGAAGAUUUGAGUACCGUUGAAAAGACCAAAGGAAUGGGGGAAUGACUUACCUGUAAUAAAGUACAGGCUAAUACGAGCCGAUUGGAAGAAGGAAGGCUUAGAUUACCGAAUCUUGGACAAUCUUCUUAGAGAGAGCCCCUUGCGUCGCCUUUUCUCGUUUUCUCGUUUAGAUUAGAGUCUCCCAUGGUUAGGUUACUUGAGUGAGUUCUAGUGCUCACCAGUUACCUAAAUAUACUGAAAUAUUGAAUGAUACAUAUAGUAGGAAAUUGAUGCCAUAUGUGUAGAUAUUAUGAGAACUAUAGUAUUUGUCUAAUGAAUACAAACCAAGUGUGCUUUUUCCCACUUUA